GUUUUUUUUUCUUUCUUAAAUUAAUUAAUCUUAUGUCUUAUGUGUCUUGAUCCGAAACCAGGACACUUGAUUGAAAUGGUGACAGAUCUUAGCUCAGGAUCCUUAAGUGCAAGUGUUUGACGAAUCGACCUCUCGCUACGGACCGGCCUUCAAGAACUUCUGGACAGUGUCUUCUAAUAACAUACUGAUUUAAUCAUUAACAUCAUCAAUAUGUUUUGUCGUAAAUGCAAGUGUGGUGCGAACAUUUUUGUUCGUAUAUUUCACACACUGUUAUGUGUUGGUGUGCCAACUUCUCUCUUAUUCAAGGACACUAUUUUGCGACGAGCAUUGGUAGAAAUGGAUAAUAUAUUUUAUGGUAUAGGAUAUAUAUUUGUCUUGUUAUUAUCUCUAACCAUGUACUAUACAGCUUGUUUUAUUGAUCCAGGGUUUAUUCCUCUUAAACAGAAGAAGGCUACAAUUAAUAAUAAUUCUGAUGAUGAUGAAGAUGAUGAGAAUUGUACUAUGUUAGAAUGCCAAAACACAGAUAAACAUUCAGAUCAGCAGUAUAAAUAUAGAAGAUGUGAUUUCUGUGAAAUUCAGCAACCAAUGAGAGCUAAGCAUUGUGAAGACUGUAAGCGAUGUGUACGUAAAUAUGAUCAUCAUUGUCCGUGGUUAGAAGCAUGUGUUGGUGAACGGAAUCAUAAAUACUUUCUUCUCUUCCUUCUUACAACAACAACGCUUGUCUUCUGGACUCUCUAUAUUACUUGGAAGGGUAUUACCCAUGAUGAUAAAUGGUCUGACUGGUUGAACAGCAAUUUUAUUUUCUUCUUUGAUAUCCUGAUUUUAUUUUUUGGUGGUUUUGUUGUGUUGGGUUUACUGUUUUUCCAUAGUUACCUCAUGAUUAAGGGUAUGACAACUUGGGAGGCCGCUUCUCGUGAAAGAAUUACAUACCUGAAGUAUUUGGACGAUGAAUAUAACCCAUUUGAUGAGGGACUGUGCAAGAAUAUGUAUUACUUUCUUUGUGGUUGUCAGGUUCGUGAUUGGGAGACUAUUUAUUCUAAGAAAGCUAAUGUCAAAGAUGCUGGUGUCGUUUGAAAAUUAGUAAAAAUUAUUCCAUAUAUUUUGAUUGUCAAUAUUAGACUAAAAAUAUCUACUUGAUGCCAAGAAAAAACCCAUGACUGAUAAACCCUUUGAAGAACUCUAUUCCGAAACCCGAUAAAUACCACCCAAGUUUAUUUAAGUAGUAUCAGUAUAUAUUUGUAAAAAACAAAUGAAAUAUUGUUUUAAAACCUUUGAUAUAGAAUUUCAUCAUUAUGUCUUGGGUAUUUUUAAAGUGACAUGGUGUUUAUCAUGCUUUAGAAGAAAGUCAUGGUAGUGAAUGAUUUUAUAUUGUGUAUUAUGUAAUAUUACUCUUCAAAUACUAAUAUGCUGCUCAAAAACGAGGAUCAAAUUAGGAUGUCUUUAUUAUAUUUAACUUUGGUACACUUGAUUAUUUAUAUUAGACGGAACCUUGACAUUGAUUUAUAUGUUUGAAUAUAUUUUAUGACAGAAAGAGAAUGGAUAUCGUAGUAUAUAACUUCUUUAUUUACUAAUGUACUACAUAAAUUGUACUUGUCUGUUUUGAUCAAAACACUGAACUCUAAUCCAUUCCAUUCUGUGGAAAUUUGUUAAAUUCUAUGACUAUUCCAUUAUUAGAUUUACCUCCCUUGGUAAUCAUUUCUUAAUGAUUUCAUUUUAGUGUCACUAAAACAGUUUUCAGUCCUUGUCAUUGUCUGUAAUGUGAUAUUUAGAUACCUGGGGCAUAUUAAAGACAAAUGGGGGGGAACUUCCUUAUGUUGUGCCAAAUCUUGUUGCGUUAUAAUUCUACAGUAAUGACUGGUGUUCAAAGGUAUUUGUCAUUACUGACACAAAAGACUGAGAACUCAAUUGUCAAAAAUUGAGUCACACAACUAAUAGACAACUGUGAUUAGUUGUACCUUGUCACACAAAAUAAUCUGUAUAGUCAUGCCUUUGAUUUAUAGUUUAAAAUGAUAUUAUACCCAAAGGAUAUAAAGAUAUGAUGUUAAUUAUAAUACUCAAAUGGUUAAUUGUUGGUAGGUAUGUUCAAAUUAGAACUAGUUACCCAACAUUACUAGUAAAAACCUAGUCUCAUUUCAUCCGACUCGUGAUAGGCUCCAUGAGACUUUGCCCAAUAAAGAGUCUGGUCCACUACAAUAAUUUAUAGUUUGCUAGCUGGUUGAUUGGUCGUAAUUAUUGUUCAUAUCUUAACCUCCACAUUCCAGGCAAAAUAUCAUUUUAUGCUUAUAACCCUAACAUUUUAAAAAGGAGUAAAAGUGAAAUCUGGCGAUACCUAUAAUAUUUGGAUUUACUAUGAUAAAAUUGUAAAUAUUCGUGGUCUACCAUUCUAUAGUUUUCUUGUGAACAAAAUUUAUGUAUUAGAAUUGUUGAUUAGAUAGCUAUCUUACUUUAAGAGCUUGGUGUUAGGAUUCAAAUUCAUAGAACACGUUUUAAUUGCCUUUUUUAUUUUAAAUUUUUUCCUUGAACAAAAUGUAUAUGGUAUCCAGUUUAAAAUAGAUCCUAAAUGUAAAUAAACUGUUAAAUUGUUAAUAUAUGUAUAUAAGAAUUUAUGUAUAAAAGAAUAUAAAUUUGAAUAGUGUGUGAAGAGAAGAGAUAGCUAAAGAAUAUUUUGUGAGUGAUAUACAUGGUAAAUAAGUCAUAUUUUUAGAAUUGAUAUUAAAUAAAAACAAAAAAAAAUACAGGAAUAUACUUUAAACUUUACUGAAGUCACUUCAAAAUUGUUUUUACUCAAACACAAGGUACAGUUAUAUGGACAAGAAUGUUAUUUUUCUGUCGUAUUAAAUUGUAGUUUCAGAAAAUACCUGACCUUGUUUCACAAAGCAUUCCCAGACUUAAGAAUUUACUCAACUUUCAAUCACUGUUUAUGAGGAACCCAAAACAUUGCACAUAGUUUCUGAGAAUGUUUUGUGGAACCGUGGCCAGAUCUUUAUAAUUGAUCUCAAAUUUUUAUGUGAAAAUAAGUUGCCUCCAUGAUAAGAUUUCUGAUAUUUUUCUUUAUUACAGAUAUUUUUUCUAUAUUUAAUUAAAUCCGUUAUUAGUUUGACAUUCUAAUUAAAGAUUGGUUCUGUUAUAUGAACAAUUCAUGUUGAAACGUGGAGAGAAACAAGUGGGGAUGGGGGGUCUGUAUGUUGCAAAUAGUUUAUAUUUUAUUUUAAAGCACUGUGCAUGUAUUAACAAACCAAGUUAAAAACCUGUUGAAAUAAAAGAAACCUGUUAUAUCCUGGUGUUGUUAUAUUAAGAAUUAAUUAAAAUUUUUGUGCCCAGUAUUAUUUGUCAAAAGUUUAAAUGUUUUUCAAAAACCAUAUUGAUUAAAAACCAAAAUGUACAUUGGUAUUUUUUAUAAUGUGUUAUAAAGACUUACUGGAAUGAUAAUUAGUACAUGCAGUUGUGUUCAUUAAAUGCUCAAUUAAAGUAACUUGAAUUACAGUAAAUGCUGUAUGACCAAGCCCAAUGCCAAAUAAAGUUGGCAUCUUCAACAGGAUAGAGAUGGAUGAAUGAUUUCCAUUGAUAUAAUAAUAGAACUGGUUGGGAUAAAGGUGGUGAAAACCGGCCCAAUUUCAAAAGUUUAUCUUGUGGAAAUUGAAAGUAUGGAAAUAAUCAAUGAAUCAGAACAUUUAGCACAAGUAUUUCUUUAUGUGUCAAGAUUUUUUAUUCAAAUAAAAUACAUGUUUUCAUUAAAACAUAUACUGGUUAUAGGCAUGGUUAUUAUAUUUAAUGGGACCAAGGUAAAGUACCUAUACAUGUACUGGUAUGCUGUUGGUUUGAGGCUUUAUUGUAAUACAGAUGUUAAGUUGAAAUAAAUCAUUAGAAUAUA
Patella vulgata (common limpet) is the source of this 3871-nucleotide messenger RNA. RefSeq names its product palmitoyltransferase ZDHHC12-B. Gene Ontology annotation, cellular component: endoplasmic reticulum; Golgi apparatus. The coding region runs from base 211 to 1074 and encodes 287 amino acids. Gene Ontology annotation, molecular function: protein-cysteine S-palmitoyltransferase activity. Gene Ontology annotation, biological process: peptidyl-L-cysteine S-palmitoylation; protein targeting to membrane. NCBI's taxonomy places the organism in Eukaryota, Metazoa, Mollusca, Gastropoda, Patellidae. The transcript is spliced from 6 exons. The record is from RefSeq and is a predicted model, not a curated record.